AUGGAUGGUUCCUCGAGUUAUUCUGACCGUGGUUCAACGCCAAGGACAAGGCUACUUGGUCGACAAAGGCCGAUACAUGCAGUUCUAGGAGGAGGAAAAGUUGCUGAUGUGCUGUUAUGGAGAGACACAAGAGUUUCUGCUGCAAUUCUAUUUGGAAGUGCAGCAAUAUGGUUUCUUUUUGAGGUUGUGGAAUACAACUUUGUGACUCUAUUUUGUCACAUUUUCAUCACUACAAUGCUGGUUAUCUUCAUUUGGUCAGCAGGGGCAGAAUAUUUCAAAUGGAAACCACCCAGCACCAGCAUUCCCAAAACCAUCUUACAAGAGUCUGCAAUCAGAGAUGUUGCUUCAACCUUUCACAAAAAAUUUAACUACUUCUUAUCACAGCUUCUCUAUGUUGCAAGUGGAAAUGAUCCAAAACUAUUCUUUCUGACAAUUAUUUCUCUUUGGAUAAUCUCAGUUAUUGGAAGCUCUGUCACCACCUUAAAUCUUCUGUUUUUCGGACUUCUCUGCUUGGAAAUCCUUCCGUUUCUGUACGAGAAAUACGAGGACGAAGUUGAUGAUCUUGCAAGUAAAAUCAACAGACGGAUGAAAGGACGUUACCAGAAGUUUGAGGUUGAAGUUCUUGGAAAAAUUCCGCGAGGACCGGUGAAAGAGAAAAAAAACAAAUAA
Fraxinus pennsylvanica is the source of this 669-nucleotide messenger RNA. The record is from the annotation of a GenBank genome assembly. Lineage: Eukaryota; Viridiplantae; Streptophyta; Magnoliopsida; Lamiales; Oleaceae.